AUGCGUGUCUUGCAAGCAAAAUUCACUGGGGCUCGUACAAGCGGCAGCAAAGCCUUUGGAACUAGAACUGUGGUGACAAUUGAUGAUGACAGCGAUGAUGGUGGCACUACUGAGUCCGAGGCUAGUACUCCGGAGCAAGAGGAUACGGAUAACAUCGGUGACAUGCAUGAGGGUCCCGAUGGGAAUGACAAUUAUGACCACGAUGGGGAUGUUCCUUUCGACGAUUAUACAGAAAAGCAAGGCGGCUCGAAUACCUUUUCUGGGUCUGUGGGUAGCAAUGUGCGCCCUGUUGGUGUCGAGCCGGUCACCGAUAUUGCUGAGGGUUCGGACCUUGUUGCGGCCACUAUCGACUUUGCACAAAACACCCCUGAGGUUGGGCACGUUGCCCAGAACAUGGAAAUCGUGCCCGUGGUGGCUCCCUCCUUCGACACCUUUGACAGAUUGGUCUAG
Molecule: messenger RNA, 450 nt
Organism: Prunus armeniaca (apricot)
Lineage: Eukaryota; Viridiplantae; Streptophyta; Magnoliopsida; Rosales; Rosaceae
Source: the annotation of a GenBank genome assembly